Messenger RNA from Poecile atricapillus (Black-capped chickadee), 2634 nucleotides. RefSeq names its product C1q and TNF related 8 (gene C1QTNF8). The coding region runs from base 529 to 1293 and encodes 254 amino acids. The record is from RefSeq and is a predicted model, not a curated record. The transcript has 4 exons. Gene Ontology annotation, molecular function: protein binding. NCBI's taxonomy places the organism in Eukaryota, Metazoa, Chordata, Aves, Passeriformes, Paridae.
UCCAGACUGGCAGCGAAUCCCGAGGAAACCGGAGUGGGACAAAGGCGCAGGAGCCCGGCACAAGUUGGUGCAAGCAAAGAAAACCCGGGAAUAAAAAAAUUCCUUUUUCCAAGGUUUCUUAAGGAUCCUUCCUGACUUUCCGUGUUUCUCUUGGAUCCCAGCACGGAGGCUGCAGCCUGCCCGGAGAACGGCAGCUGGGGAAGAGCUGGGCAAGCAAAAUCCAGGGAUUCUGAGGGACGAGGAGCUGCCGGAGCUCGGCACCGGAAUCCAGCAGCGUUUUCCUUGGAAAACACACAAAAUCCUCCAGUGUUUUGGGCUUUUCCACCAGGAGCUGCCCACGAAGAAAUUUUAGAUCCUCCUGGGGGAGAAAAAUUAAACAAAUCCCGGAGAAAUCCUUUCCAAGAGGAAGCGCAGCGUCCGGACAAUCCCAGCCCUGAGGAUGCCUCGUUUCCUGCUGCUCCCGAUCCAAGGAGCGCCGGAGCCGUGAGGAGAUUGAGGCUGGGGAGAAGAUAAAAGCUGCUCCUGAGGAUGAGCGCCGUGAUCCUGCUGCUCCUGCUUUCCGCCGGGAAUGCCGGAUCCCAGCCGGACACGGCCCUGCCCAGGCGGCGCCUCUCGUGCGUCAGGUGCUGCGGGCCCUCGGAGCAGCCCGUGUCCAUCUUCUCCCAAAGGUCCGCCAGGAUGAGCGGAGAUCCCCAAUAUUCCCUGCCCAAAAUCCAGCCCACCAUCGACAUCACCAUCCUCAAAGGCGAGAAGGGCGAGAUGGGCGAGCGGGGAUUCCCCGGAGCAGCCGGGAAGGCGGGAGAGCGAGGAUCCCGCGGCCUGAGCGGCCGCAAGGGCCAGAAGGGCCAGCCCGGCCCCCAGGGCCACUCCUGCAAGCAGCUCUUCGCCGCCUUCUCCGUGGGCCGCCGCAAGCCCCUGCACAGCUCCGACUACUUCCAGCACGUCACCUUCGACACGGAAUUCGUCAACCUCUACCAGCACUUCAACAUGUUCUCCGGGAAGUUCUUCUGCUACGUGCCGGGGGUUUACUACUUCAGCCUCAACGUGCACACCUGGAACUUCAAGGAGACCUACGUGCACCUGAUGAGGAACGAGCAGGCCGUGGCCAUCCUGUACGCCCAGCCCAGCGACAGGAGCAUCAUGCAGAGCCAGAGCCUGAUGCUGGAUCUGCAGGAAGGGGAUGAGGUUUGGAUCCGGAUGUUCAAGAGGGAGCGGGAAAACGCCAUUUACAGCGAGGAGUCGGAUGUUUACGUCAUCUUCAACGGGCACCUGAUCAAACCCGCCCUGGAGUAGGAGCUCCUCGGCUCCAGGGGGAAGCUUCGGCUCAUCCAGCGGUGUCUUCCCUCUAGAAUUCCCUUUGGAAUGGUUGCAGCCCUGGAAGAGCUGGUUUUCCACAGCUGCGUGGAUCCAAGCCGUGCAAGAAUUCCAGAAGGUUCCCGGCUCCCUUUGUGGCUCCUCAGGAACAUCCCUGGAGUUUGUCCGAUUGACAGCAAAAAUGUUCCCUUCUUUCUCUGCCUCUCCCGUUCCAUCUGGAAUAUUUGCAGCCCUUGGAAUGGUGUUUUUCCCAUUCGUUAUGGAUGGAGGGGACUGUCCCAACUGCACAAGAAUUCCAGAAGUUUCCCAGCUCUCCGUGCAGCCCCUCAGGAACAUCCCUGAAGAGUUGCCAGGUUAGCAGCAAAGCUUUCCCUUCUUUCUCCAGAUCCCUCAUUCCAUUUGGAAUAUCCGUAGCCCUUGGAAGGGUGGUUCUCCACCCCUGUGUGGAUGAAGGUGACUGUUCCACCUGCACAAGAAUUCCAGAAGGUUCCCAGAUCCCUGCAAAGACCCUCAGGAACAUCCUGGAAGAUUCUGCCACGUUGACAGCAAAAAUUUCGCUUUGCUCUGCGUCUCCUGUCCCAUUUGGAAUAUUUGAAGGGUGGUUUUCCCCCAUCCCAUGGAGGGAAAUGUUCCACCUGCACAAGAAUUCCAGAAGAUCCCCAGCUCCCUGUGUAGCCCCUCUGGAACAUCCCCAAAAAUUUGCCAAGUUGGCGGAAAAAUUCCCCUCCUUUGCUGUGCAUGUGAGAAGGAAUUAUAAUAAUUAGGAUAUAAUUAUGAUAAAAUAAUUAUACCUAAGGACCAGAGUGGUUAUCCAGGUGCUAAUUAUGGAAUUUCAUCAUUCCCGCAAAAAUCUCGGCUAAUUAGAGCCCCCUCCCCCUCAGCAGCACCAACGUGGCUCCUCUCAGGCAGGGAUUUUGGCAUUAAAAUCAGUAUUUUGCACGGGAAUUAAUCCCAAAUUCCGGUUUGGUUCCAUUCCCUGUCACAUUCCAUGAUUCCAGCAGAAUGGUGGAAUUAGAGAAAUGACAGCACACGGAUUCGGGAAAGCUUUUCCAGGGAAACAGAACUCGGUACCACCACGAGCUCCAGAGAAAAACUUCCCAUAAGAACAUCCAACCCGGCUGGGAAUUGGAACAAAUUGGUGGGAAUUUGGGAUUUUCCAAGCUGGGAUUUCAGGCUGUGCUCCCCUCUGGACAUUCCCAUUUGGAGCACCAUAAUUUCUGGAAAAUGGAGAAAAAAACUGGAAAGGAAAAGGAUUUUUUUAAAAUUAUUUUUAUUUUUAGGGAUUUGGGAUUUUUUUUUUUUUUUUUUUUUUUCCCCAGA